AUGGGGCUUUGUUAUGGAAAACCCAUGGAGCCCCCAAAAAAUCUAGCCGACUGCCCUAUAGUCCUCGACGAAAAAGAUGAACAAACCCACAGACCCUCAACUGGCAAAACCCCAAAAUUCCCAUUUUACAGCCCGAGCCCAUUGCCAAGUCUGUUCAAGACUUCACCUGCAAAUUCCAGCAGUGUCCCUUCAACCCCUCUUCGUUUUCUCAAGCGUCCUUUUCCACCGCCAUCGCCAGCUAAGCACAUUAAAGCCUUUCUCUUGAGGCGGCACGGGUCGAUCAAGCCGAACGAGGCCACCAUACCCGAGGGGAGUGAGUGUGAUGAGAUCACGAUUGGGCUGGAUAAAAAUUUUGGGUUUUUGAGGAAUUUUAGCAGCUGUUAUGAGAUUGGGGAGGAAGUUGGGAGAGGGCAUUUUGGGUACACUUGUUCUGCUAAGGGGAGGAAGGGGAGCUCCAAAGGGCAAGAUGUGGCCGUUAAAGUUAUCCCGAAAUCGAAGAUGACUACAACAAUCGCCAUAGAGGACGUGAGAAGAGAAGUGAAGAUGUUGCGAGCACUAACAGGACAUAAAAACUUGGUGCAAUUCUACGAUGCCUAUGAAGAUGAAGACAAUGUAUAUGUAGUGAUGGAGUUAUGCAAAGGUGGAGAACUACUGGAUCGUAUUCUAUCUAGAGGUGGGAAAUAUUCAGAGGAAGAUGCAAAAAUCGUUAUUGUACAGAUUUUAAGCGUGGUUGCAUAUUGUCAUCUCCAAGGUGUCGUUCACCGUGACCUAAAACCUGAGAAUUUUCUCUUCACAACAAACGACGAGCAUUCGCCACUGAAAGCCAUCGACUUUGGACUUUCCGAUUAUGUAAAGCCAGACGAAAGGCUUAAUGAUAUUGUUGGAAGUGCUUAUUACGUAGCUCCCGAGGUUCUGCAUAGAUCGUACGGUACAGAGGCCGAUAUGUGGAGUAUUGGUGUUAUUUCAUAUAUUCUUUUAUGUGGGAGCCGGCCAUUUUGGUCAAGGACAGAAUCUGGAAUCUUCCGGGCCGUUCUAAAGGCCGACCCAAGUUUUGAUGAAGCUCCUUGGCCCGAUUUGUCUCGUGAUGCCAUAGAUUUUGUGAAACGAUUAUUGAAUAAGGACUAUCGUAAGAGACUAACAGCUGCACAGGCUCUAAGUCAUCCAUGGCUGGUCGGAUAUCAUGACGUGAAAAUUCCUCUGGAUAUGAUAAUAUAUAGGCUCGUAAAGGCUUAUAUUUGUUCUUCUUCUUUGAGAAAGGCUGCUUUAGGGGCUCUGGCUAAAACAUUGACGAUACCUCAACUAGCCUAUCUUCGGGAACAGUUCACACUACUAGGGCCGAGUAAAAGUGGAUUUAUAUCACUCAACAACUUCAAAUUGGCUAUGACAAAGAACUCGACUGAUGCAACGAAGGAUUCACGAGUUCUAGAUUAUGUCAAUGUGGUGAGUUCUCUUCAGUACAAAAAAUUCGAUUUCGAGGAAUUUUGUGCUGCCGCAAUAAGCGUGCAUCAACUCGAAGGACUUGACAGCUGGGAACAACAUGCACGCGGUGCAUAUGAAUUUUUCGAGAAAGAUGGAAACCGGCCAAUCAUGAUCGAGGAACUUGCCUCUGAACUCGGGCUUAGUCCAUCUGUACCUGUACACGUGGUGCUGCAAGAUUGGAUAAGGCACUCGGAUGGGAAGCUCAGCUUCUUGGGUUUCGUGAGACUCGUGCAUGGAGUUUCCUCACGUUCGUUUCAGAAGGCCCCUUAA
Messenger RNA from Striga hermonthica, 1749 nucleotides. The record is from the annotation of a GenBank genome assembly. NCBI's taxonomy places the organism in Eukaryota, Viridiplantae, Streptophyta, Magnoliopsida, Lamiales, Orobanchaceae.